Molecule: messenger RNA, 684 nt
Organism: Kuraishia capsulata CBS 1993
Lineage: Eukaryota; Fungi; Ascomycota; Pichiomycetes; Pichiales; Pichiaceae
Exons: 1
Coding region: 1-684 (227 amino acids)
Source: RefSeq, a predicted model, not a curated record
AUGAAUGAACGCUACGAGGCUGCCAGCCUGCUUCCCAACAACGCCUUUGAGGUCAACAUCCAGAACGUCCAUCCAUUGGACCAGCCUAUUCUACGAACCAGAUCAGCACCCAACACGCGACAAAAACCCCUGAAAGAUGCCCAAUUGAAUGCGCCAGAGUCCACAGUUACUGCAGAGACAAUAUCCAAGGGAUUCAGCGAUUUGGUGGGGUUUCUGCAGAUGAUUGCCAAGCUGGUGCGAUUUGUAGCCAUGAGAGUAUGGCGAUUUGUGGUGUGGCUGGACCUAUUAAAUUGGCAGGAAACGGGCAUGGUGCAUCUUCCAAGCUUUGCUAUGGGACUGGUAUUUGUGUAUUUACUGGUUUCAUUGUUUGGAGGCAGAUUUUCAGGCUCGGGACUGGUAACUCUAUUGGUGUGUGGGGCAGUGGUUGCUUUGAUGUUUACAGCCGAAAACAGUUCCGAAUCUCCCGAGAACCAGGAGCCCAUUUCAAGAGUCACAGAAGAAAGAACAGCCACGAUACCAAGAAGAACGAACGUGGUGCGGCGAAAUAGCGAUAGACCUAGACUGGUGAAUUUGGCUAUGGAACCGCCGAGUACACCCAGAAGGAACUCUGCGGUUUCGCGAAAUUCAGAGGAAUCCCCGAAGAAGUCGGCCAGGUAUCAUUUUGUCAAGAAUGCAAACAAGUGA